UGUUUUUAAAUUAAUGAGUAAGUAUGUCAAUCGAAAACUUUAAUUCCAUGGCUAUAAACUAUAUAUGAACUAUCAUUUACACUCUGUAGCUGUAAAGUGAAAAAUGAGUUAUUUACGGGAAGAUUCCGAAGAAAUAAAUAAUAAUACAUCGCCCUCAAAAAUUUAGAGACGCCUGGCUUCAACAUGAAGAUUAUAAGCAAUGGCUUAGUAAGGCGGCUGACGAUCCGUACAAAGCUAAGUGUCACAAGUGCAAUAUUAUAGUAAAAGCAGAGUUGACUGUCAUUAAAAACCACAUGGUCUCCAAAGUUCACGCAAGUCGUAGUAAGUUGUUAGAAGCUCAGCCGGCCAUUUCCAAAUUUGUGAAAAAAAAUGAUGAAGGCUGCACAAAAUCUAAGCAGUUCAAGCUCUCGAAGUGAAGUUGUGUGGUUUCGUGGCUGAACAUAAUAUCUCAUUGGCAACAUUGACUCACCUGACAACACUUUUAAAAAGCGCUGUGCCUUAUUCCGAUAUCAUCAAACAUAUGCAAUUAAAAUCAACGAAAGGAACAGCAAUAAUAAAAAUUGUAAUCGCCAAAGCUGAAAAAGAACAGCUACAAAAUAAAUUACAGACCAGUCUGUUUAGUGUUUAAUAGAUGAAUCUACUGAUAUUGGGAGCAUUCAAACGAUGUGCGUCAUUGUAAGAUUUUUCGAUGCUGAAGAAGGAGAAGUGGUGAGCAAAUUUUGGGAUCUUUGUCAAGUUUUUGAACCUAGUUCAGAUGUUGAGAGUGCUACGGCGAGGCAUUUAUUUGAACUACUAACAAAAUCCUUCGAAGAAUAUGAGAUUGCAUUUAAGAACAUCAUUGGAUUCGCGUCUGAUGGAGCCAGUACAAUGAUGGGAAAAAGUAAUUCUGUAGCUUCAAGGUUCAUUGAACAGUGCCCUGGCAUUUACAUAUUCAAGUGUCUAUGCCAUUCUUUACAU
This is a messenger RNA of Bactrocera oleae (olive fruit fly), 957 nucleotides long. RefSeq names its product SCAN domain-containing protein 3. The record is from RefSeq and is a predicted model, not a curated record. Lineage: Eukaryota; Metazoa; Arthropoda; Insecta; Diptera; Tephritidae.